Messenger RNA from Nomascus leucogenys (northern white-cheeked gibbon), 819 nucleotides. Its product is annotated as zinc finger protein 74-like. Lineage: Eukaryota; Metazoa; Chordata; Mammalia; Primates; Hylobatidae. The record is from RefSeq and is a predicted model, not a curated record. The transcript is spliced from 5 exons. Gene Ontology annotation, biological process: regulation of DNA-templated transcription. Bases 190 to 570 code for a protein of 126 amino acids.
CUCUGGAGGAGCUCUGCGCAUGGCGAGUCUGUGUCCUCCCUGUCACCCCGAGCAGAGACCCUCCCUGUGUCUGGACCGGGGAGGAGCAGACGCUGGACAGGUUUCUGGGAGAAUGCUGGCAAUUCCCAGGAAGAUACGUGGAGAACGGAAAGGUUGCUACACCCAAAUAGUGACGCAAAGGCUGUGAUUAUGGAGGAUUGGACCUGCAAACUCCAGAACAGAGUUCUGCCCUCUGAGGACCCUGCCCUUUCCCAAAAGGAGUAUCUUGAGAAGGAAAAUAUGGCUGCUCUUUGCCAGACAGCAGAGUCCCAGAACCCCAUGCAGGUGUUUCAGGGCUUUGUGUCAUUCAAGGAUGUGGCUGUGAACUUCGCUGAGGAAGAAUGGAGAGAACUGGACCCUGCUCAGGGAGUCUUGUAUAGGGAUGUAAUGCUGGAGAACUAUAGGAACCUGGUCUCCUUGGGAUUUCCAUUUUCCAAACCUGGUAUCAUCUCCCAGUUGGAAGAAGUGUUAAACCCACGAAUGCAAAUGCAGGAGGGAGAGGUGCCAAGAAGCAGCUGUACACGUAAGUGAGAACAAGGUGGAUUGCAUCUUUAGAAAUAAGAGUUAGGGGUUCUUCCCAAAUCCUCCGGGCCUGUAGAAAAUGUCGAAUCCCCCUGCAGUCUCAUCUUCACUUGACCACAUCAGAAUCCUAAGAGCUUACCCCUCUAUUUCUUCCCAGACUCAAGGAAGAGAUACUUCCUCCUUAAAGUUAUAAGCCCAACACAUGAUCCAGAGAUCAGCUUUGUGCCUCAUCCUGAGGCAUUUUAUGAGGCUAUUCCG